AGGUGACAUCAUUACCAACACAGAGGAAACAGCCGAAACCAGCAGCAGUGACAAAAUGGAACAGUACAAACCAUCAGAGAUCCCAGCAGCUGCAAACAGACCAAGGCGUGAUUGGAGAUGACCAGACUAUCUGACAGACAAUGUUACCUAGACUUAACCAAGCUCAUGCUCACCGGACAUACUGUAGACAUUAUACUCCUGAAACAUUUUCCGUUUGAGCUUAGAGCAUUGGACAUUUAGGACGUUGUUUUCUAGUUGCAAUUUUUAUUAAUUUUCAAGGAAGACUGUCUCAGGAAAAGGGGAGAAAUGUAAUAUCAAAUCCAGCAUUCCUUCAAUUCCAGUACAGUUCAGUUUCAGGGUUCGCACAGUCUUGAAAAGUCCUUGAAUUUUAGAGGGAGUCCUUGAAAAGUCCUUGAAUUCCAUACAUCCUUGAAAAGUCCUUAAAUUCAUUGGUAAGGUCUUGAAAAGGCCUUGAAUUUUCUCCAACAUAAAAUCUUUAGGGGUCGAAGAAAGUUUUUUUGUUUAGAUCAGAGUAUUUUUUCAUUUUUUUGUCGCAAGAAUAACCUAGACACAAAAGCAAAACCGAAAUGUGAGCCAAACUGCGAUUAACUGCGAGCCGAAACCAAAUUGACCAGCGGUUGUGUGUAUGGCUUGUCAUGCUCAUGCACAUGUCACAUGGAGCUUGUAAUUGCGGAGUUUUUCAAAACGUUCUGUUGUUGGAGGGUAUUUGCUGAAAAAAUGCCUGGAAAGUGUACAUUUAACCCCAAAUGGUUAACUAAGGAAGAAUAUAAAUGGGUCAGGCAAGUAAAAGGCGAUUUGCGGAAAGCAUUGUGCAUAGUGUGCAACAAAACUAUCGCUUUAACAACGAUGGGCGAGAGUGCACUACGUUCGCACAUGGCAGGAAGUAAACAUCAGACAUCUGUAAAGUCGAAUGCAACAACAAGUACUGUGAAGCCAUACUUAGCGAAAGAAGUUUGUGAGGUUCAGAGCAGGAUUUCCGCAGCAACUGUGAAUCAGGAAAAGGUUGAUACUGGUACUCUUGACAAAGAUGCACCGAUGAACAUUCCACCGCCUCCAGCCACGAAUGUUGCACCAUCCUCUGGGAGGUCAGUUUCUCAGUUUUUUAGCAGAAACGAUGUACUGAAGUCUGAGGUAUUGUGGACUUUGAAAACCAUUUCGAGUCACUGUUCUUAUAAUUCUAAUGAAAACAUUGAGAAAAUUUUUCGUGUUAUGUUUCCUGAUAGCCAAAUAGCUGCAAAAUUUACUUGCAGAUCAAGAAAAACAUCCUACCUAUGUGUUUUUGGUUUAGCCGAAUACUUAAAGGAAAUGUUGAUGAAAGCUGUAAAAGGAUAUUUCACGAUUCUCUUUGAUGAGAGCUUAAAUAAGAAGAGUCAAUCGAAGCAAAUGGACAUUCACGUUCGUUAUUGGGAGGGUGACAAAGUUGUCACACGUUACUUUGGCUCACAGUUUUUGGGUCAUGCAACUGCCAAUGAUAUGGUCAAGCAUUUUGAGGACAGUGUGGUGAACAGUGGACUUCCUAUUUGCAACCUGGUACAAAUCAGCAUGGAUGGACCUAAUGUUAAUUGGAAGUUCUUUACAAAUAUGAAGAAGAAACUAUCUGAUGAUUUUGAUACAAUUUUGAUAAACAUAGGAUCAUGUGGACUCCACAUUGUGCACAAUAGCUUUAAAACUGGAGCAACUGCAGCAGAGUGGAAAGUGGAAGCAUUGCUGUCAAGCCUUUAUUAUCUUUUUAAAGAUUCACCUGCAAGGCGGGAAGAUUUCUUACAGAUUUCUGGCAGCACCAGGUUGCCCCUCAAGUUUGUGAAUCACAGAUGGCUGGAGAAUGAGACUGUUUGUGAAAGAGCUCUAGAACUGUGGGAGGACAUACUCAAGUAUGUGAGAGCUGCUGAAUCCAAGCAAAUCACAAAACCAGGGAACAAAUCAUAUGAAACAAUUGUUGAAGCUACCAAGGACAAACUAAUCAGAGCUAAAUUGCAAUUUUUCAAGUGUGUAGCAGGGCAAAUUCAACCAUUUUUGGUUACAUUUCAAAGUGACAAACCCCUAACACCCUUCCUUUCUAGUGAACUGUGCAACCUCCUAAGAUCAUUAAUGCGAAGGUUUAUGAAGAAAGAAGUUUUGUCAGAAGCUACAACUGCUGAUAAGCUUGUCAAACUUGACGUCACCGAUAAACAAAUCCAUGUAAACUACAAAAAGAUUGACAUUGGUUUCUUAACUGAAAAGGCACUAAAAGACUCUGUUGGAGCAAGUGAAAAGCAAGUUUUGGAAUUCAGAUUGCAGUGCAAGACCUUUCUGAUAGAACUUCUACAGAAGCUUUUGACCAAAUGUCCUGCUUCAUAUUCCUUGGUGAGAAAUUUGAGUGCUUUGAACCCCAGAGAGAUGGCUUCUGAUGCAGACCAGUCCAUAUCCAGGUUUAAAAGGGUUGUAUCCCAACUUGUGAAUGUCAGAAGGAUCAAAGAAAGUGACUGUGAUGCCAUAAUCCAGGAGUACACUAGUUUUCUGGACAACAUACCAGCCUUUGGAUCUGAGAAGUUUUUGAACUUCAAAUUUAGUACUGACAGAUUAGAUGAGCUGUUCAGCACUUAUAUGAAUACCGAGUCUUACCAGAAGUUGUUUAAAGUAGUACAGCUCCUUUUAGUCCUGUCUCAUGGUCAAGCUUCAGUAGAGAGAGGUUUCUCAGUGAAUAAGGAGCUUGAAAUUGAGAAUCUAGCAAAUCAAUCACUCGUGGCUCAACGCCUUGUGUGUGAUCAUUUAAAUGCUGUUGGUGGCGUCUUGAAUGUACCUCUUACCCAGCCUUUACUCACCUCAUGCGCAGGAGCAAGAAAACGUUAUGAAAGGUACCUGGACCAACAACGACAGAACAAGAAAUCUGAAGAAGGAAGUCGGAAGCGGAAGUCUUUGUUGGAUGAAAUUGAGGAACUUAAAGAGAAAAAGAGGAGAAUGAAUGAGGACAUUGACUCUUUAAUUAAGUCGGCAGAUAAUUUGUCUGAGAAGGCUGAAUCGACCAGAGAUAUAUCUUUUGUGACACAGUCAAAUUCUCUAAGAAAAACGUCCAAAGAGAAGGCAGAGGAACUAAAGAACCUAGAGAAGAAGAUGGAGGAGAAACUUCAGGCAUUAAAAUCCUGUUAAUUGAAAAGGUGCAUGUUAUUUACAUUAUUUAACCUGUAACAUUACACUAUUUACAUUUAUUGGUGGGUCCUUGAAAAAUAAAUUCGGU
Messenger RNA from Orbicella faveolata, 3235 nucleotides. RefSeq lists its product as uncharacterized. The record is from RefSeq and is a predicted model, not a curated record. NCBI's taxonomy places the organism in Eukaryota, Metazoa, Cnidaria, Anthozoa, Scleractinia, Merulinidae.